This is a messenger RNA of Prorocentrum cordatum, 3201 nucleotides long. The record is from the annotation of a GenBank genome assembly. Lineage: Eukaryota; Dinophyceae; Prorocentrales; Prorocentraceae.
GCGUCGCCGCCAUCCGGCGAUGGGCCGCGCGCGCCGGUCCACUUCGAGCCGCUGGGGGCGGACGACGAGGAGGCGGGCGGCCUCUCGCGGGAGUGCGCCGACGUGGACCAGGACACCGUGCUGCGCGACACGUGGCAGGCCUCCACGAUCGCUGGCCUCGAGGAGCCGACCCUGCUGAUCGACGCCAGCGCGCAGGAGCCGACCGUCUAUUUGGACGGCCCGCCGCAGGACGGGACUGUUUACCUGGACGGUCCGCCGCAGGACGCCACCGUCUACGCGGACGCCGACGACAGGGGGGACUCGCGGGAGCACUGCACCCCAGCGAGCGCGCUGUUGGUCCGCGAGAGCUUCUCGGAAUUGCCCGCGCUGUUCGAGGCUGCGGAGGAGCUGCUCAUUAUGGGCGCCAACGUGAAUGCGUGGAGCAGCUGGACGGUCCUCCACCAGUGGAUCGACGAGCAGGUGGCCGGCGGGGGGCUAGAGGCGAAGCCACAUGCCUUUUGCCUCCAGGAGACCAGGCUGAAGAGCGAAGCAGCGCUGAUUUCGGCGCGCAGCCAGGCAGCCCUCGCCAACAGGAGAAUCACGCUGGGCAAGGCGUGCUCGACUGGCCGCGGGGCCCUGGAGAGCUCGGGCGGGGUCGCAGUCAUGGCGCACCGCGGGAUUGCUUCGGCGGCCGAGCGUCUGGACGUUGGGGACCUCGGGCACCGGAUAUGUGGGCGCCGCCUCGGUGCAGCAGUGCCGGGCGGAGUGGUGCUUCUGUCCGUAUACUGUGAGCACAGCGUGGGAGCGGCGGGGAACGCCGAGCUCCUCGAGCGCCUGGCCAGGAUCACCCUCAGCCUCGAUGCCAUGUGGGUCAUCCAGGCGGACUGGAACAUGACGGGGGUGGAACUCGAGGCAUCAGGCUUCGUUGCCCUGGUGCGCGGCGCGGAAGAAGAGGCAGGCCGCACCAUAGACUUCUUCGUCAUGUCGCAGGCCCUGCGGAGCUGUGUGCGCUCCGUCCAGGCGCUCCCAGAGGCACCGCUACAUCCGCACGCCCCGAGACUGGUCAAGCUGGCGGGGCUGCGCAGCGACCAAGUGGUGCCCAGGCCGCUCCGCUUCAAGGCCUUCUGUCACACCCCGCUCAUAGGGCCCAAGCAGGACCAGCUGUCAUUUGCCUGGAGCUGGGAGGCUGGGCGGUCCGGCGAGGCUCCGCUGGAAAUCAUGGUCAAGGAGUGGUUUGCCUUUGCGGAGCAAACGCUCGUCCAGGACCAAGGGAUCGAGGCAGAGGACGCUCACAAAUACAUAGGCCGCUGCACCGGCCCCCAGCUAAAGCAGGUAAGGCUGGAGGACCUGUGGCAUCGUGAAGACCGCGGGAGGUUCUCGAGCUCGACCAUCGCCUGGAUCAGCCUUCUGUCGCUGCUCGGGAAGGCGGCGACAGCGGCCUCCAACCAUCCUGGCCCCAGGGUUGGGGCGGCCCCAUCCAGCUUCCGCAGGGGCAAGGGCUCAUCCUUGCUUCAGCAGUGGAAGCGUAAGCUGCUAGCGAUGGCCGAGGAGUUGGACUUCUCCGAGGCGGUGCUGACCAAGCCUCGCCUCCUCGAGCUUGUCGAGGUGGCGACGAGCCCAGGAGGCUGGGAAGCUGCGGGCUUCGGCGAGCACGACGGCAACGGCUGCAGCGUUGCCCCAGGAGGACCGCGGGCCCGCGGGCUCAAUGAGAGCAGCGCCCUGGCGGGCGCUGCCAUCGCUCCCUGCAGAGGUGCAGCUCCGACUGGUGGCGGGGAGGUCCUUCGGCGCCGCGCCAGGGACGCCACGCAGCGAAGCCAGGGUUGGAAGGCCUGGGUGCAGAAGGCGGCGCAAGGAGGUGGGCGGCUGGCCCACCGCUACGCCAGGCGCAAGGACGAGGACACCGGGGAGCUCAAGGACGUCUGCGCCAGCCUCAGCAGCCUGCUACAGGACUUCGGGCGGCUCGGGCUUCCCUUAUCACCAGGCAAGAGCAAGUACCUUGCCUCUGACGCGGAGCUCGACGAGCAGCUGCAGCAGGCCUGGGCCUUUCCGGGCUCGUCGAGGGUCCUUGCGAUGAAGGCCCUGGGCACCAACCGCACGCUGGCGGCCAGGCGCUCGGUGGCGGCCCAGGCCACGAGGGAGGUCGAGGCACUCCGCCGCAGCAGGCGAUACGGGACCCUUCGGCGCGGAGGCCUCGGCGAUGCGGGCAUGCUGCAGCGGAUGGGGGCUUCCGCCUCGGCCCUGUGGGGUACAGCCACCGCUGGACUGGCGGACGGCGAGGGCGCUGCCCCUGCAGCCGCCGCGGACGGCGACGUCAUGCGCGAAGCUCCCGUCAGGGAGAGCCAGGCAGAGGCUGGGGCGGUGGCAGGCCCGUCCAGGUGGGGCGUGCCGCUCGCGCCGGAAGCGGCGGCGGCCCCAGUUGAUACCAAGCAUGGGGCAGCCUCCCAGGGCUCAGACGCCUUCGGCUUCGGCGUCGACGACUUCAGCGAGGAGAUGGCCCUUGCAAAGGAGCAGCCCCCCGAGAAUGCAUGCGAGGGCAGCGGGCCGGUCGGCGACACGGGUCCUGCAGGCCCAGCCGGAGGCGCGGCUGCCAGUCCCCAAAGCCAGGAGGGACGCGUCCCAGGGCACGUGGAGCUGCACUUUGGCCUCGACGACCAGGUCCUGGCCAGGCAUGCGUGGAGGGCUAGAGGGCACGCUCUCCUGCGCUGCCGAGUGGCGGAAAACCCCCAGAUGCGCUUCGUGUUCUGCCUGCGGUGCGGCGGGGUUUUGGCGGGCCGCAAGCCCGGCAAGCUGCUCAAGAACUGGUGCCGAGGGCGGGAGUCCAGCGCAGGCAAAGAGCAGCUACGGCUGGUGCGCCUGUUGCGCUGGCCCCACUACGGCAAGGGGAGACAAGGUGGAGCGCUCGAGGGGCCCUUUGCCCUAGGGCCCGAGGAGCAGCUGCAGCUCGCAGGCGACCUCCUGCUGGAAGGGGACCUGCCCGCGGCAGCGAGCGGCGGGCAUCGCGCUGCUGCUGGCGACGAGCGCCUUCCCGCCACGCCGGCGGAUGCGCCAGGGCCCCAGGGCAGGCGGUCCGAGCCGAGGGCGGCGCGUCUCUUCGUGCUCCGCUGCUACGGGCUCUCGGAGGACGACCUCGAGGAGGUCCGCCGUGUCGGCCGCGAGGCGGCCCGCGCCCAGGCUGCCGACGCCUCCGACACAGUCUCCGAGGAGGCGGAGCUCGUGGGCUAG